Aspergillus eucalypticola CBS 122712 is the source of this 2139-nucleotide messenger RNA. Its product is annotated as glycoside hydrolase family 1 protein. The transcript has 4 exons. The coding region runs from base 241 to 1776 and encodes 511 amino acids. Gene Ontology annotation, biological process: carbohydrate metabolic process. NCBI's taxonomy places the organism in Eukaryota, Fungi, Ascomycota, Eurotiomycetes, Eurotiales, Aspergillaceae. The record is from RefSeq and is a predicted model, not a curated record. Gene Ontology annotation, molecular function: beta-glucosidase activity.
GUAUUUUUGAAGUCAGGAAGGAUCCGACCAAUUUCUUUCCUUGAUGUCCGUACUAUCCUCCCCGCUUUCCCCACUCUCUUUAGCGCGGAUUCAUCCUCCUUGGCGGACAUCCAACAUCAUGAUCUAUAUAAACAUCCUAUAAACCUCCCAUCCUCGCUCCUUUCUGACAUCAAUCUCUUUCUCAAUCUAAACACCACCAUCCUUCUUCAACUUGUCGGAUAAUCUCUCACUUUUCAGAACAUGGGUUCAGCAACAACCUCAACCUUGCCUCCGGAUUUUCUCUGGGGUUUCGCGACUGCCAGCUAUCAAAUUGAAGGCGCCGUAACCGAAGACGGCCGUGGUCCAUCCAUCUGGGACACAUUCUGCAAGAUCCCGGGCAGGAUAGCCGGAGGCGCCAACGGAGAUAUAGCAUGCGACUCCUACCACCGCACAGCCGAGGACAUCGCACUGCUAAAAGAAUGCGGAGCUCAAGCCUACCGCUUUUCAAUCUCAUGUCUAAACCAUCCAUCCUCCAGGUCGCGCAUCAUCCCCCUGGGAGGGCGCAACGACCCCAUCAACGAAAAGGGAGUGCAGCACUACGUCAGAUUUGUCGACGAUCUCCUAGCAGCGGGGAUCACACCUCUUGUGACACUCUUCCAUUGGGAUCUCCCCGAUGAACUCGACAAGCGGUACGGUGGACUCCUGAACAAGGAGGAGUUCGUAGCGGAUUUCGCACACUACGCUCGAGUCAUGUUCCAGGCCCUUGGCUCAAAAGUCAAGCAUUGGAUUACCUUCAAUGAGCCGUGGUGUAGUAGUGUUCUUGGGUAUAAUGUCGGGCAAUUUGCUCCGGGUCGGACGAGUGAUCGGAGUAAGAGCGCCGAGGGGGAUAGCUCGAGGGAGUGCUGGAUCGUAGGACAUAAUAUCCUUGUGGCUCAUGGGGCUGCGGUGAAGAUCUAUCGGGAGGAGUUUAAGAGUAGAGAUGGUGGGGAGAUAGGUAUUACGCUUAACGGUAUGUAUAGAUGUUUGGACACUUCUUCUCAAUUACUUCUCUUUAACUUUUCAUAUAUAGGAGAUUGGGCCGAGCCCUGGGACCCCGAGAAUCCAGCGGACGUCGAAGCCUGCGACCGCAAGAUCGAAUUCGCCAUCUCAUGGUUCGCCGACCCCAUCUAUCACGGAAAGUAUCCAGACAGCAUGGUUAAGCAGCUCGGGGACCGACUCCCAAGCUGGACCGCAGAAGACAUCGCUCUCGUCCACGGCAGCAAUGAUUUCUACGGCAUGAACCACUACUGCGCUAACUACAUCAAAGCCAAAACCGGUGAGGCGGAUCCCGACGAUACCGCUGGAAAUCUGGAGAUCCUGCUUAAGAACAAGAAGGGCGAGUUCAUCGGCCCAGAAACACAGUCUGCAUGGCUGAGACCGUAUGCACUUGGAUUCCGGAAGCUGUUGAAAUGGCUGAGUGAUCGGUAUGGUCAGCCUAAGAUCUAUGUUACGGAGAAUGGGACGAGCUUGAAGGGCGAGAAUGACUUGCCGGUGGAGGAGCUGCUGAAGGAUGAGUUCCGGACGCAGUAUUUCCGUGAUUAUAUUGCUGCUAUGGCGGAUGCCUAUACGUUGGAUGGGGUGAAUGUGCGGGCUUAUAUGGCUUGGAGUUUGAUGGAUAACUUCGAAUGGGCUGAAGGUUACGAGACCCGGUUUGGGUCGACCUACGUCGACUAUGAGCAUGGCCAGAAGAGGAUUCCGAAGGACAGUGCGAAACAGAUCGGCCAGAUAUUCAGCCAGUAUAUCGAGAAGACAGCAUAAGUGGCUCGUUGCGGAGUGCAUCGAUUGUUAUUCAUGCUAUUCAUGGGUACAGCUAAGGGAAUGACAAUUCACAGCCGUUAUGUCGUAAAAUGUUGACUGAAUAGGACACUAUUUAACUCUCUACCCGAAUAAGCGUAGUUGAAUAGGAUACUUUGCGGGUUUCAGGGUGAGACCAACUCUUACGUGGGGGUCUACAGCUCUACACACCCCGCGGGGUUUAGGUCCUGAGGACCCUUUCAGAUCAAAAAGGCCCACUCACCUUUAAAUCGAGGGUCGGGUCUCCUGUCAUCAACACGAUGGGACCGCUGCAACAAUGGAUGACUUUAAAGGCUAUAAGGGGGGCAAUGCAGAGCGAAGCGUAAU